CUGUUUUAAGACCGUUAUCGUCAUUUCACGCUUCAGCUUUAUGUUUUACACCUUGGAAUUUUCACUCUUUUCGUUCCCAAACAGUUUCUGCACACUAUACUUCACUCAGAGAAGCAGGAGUGACCAUAGAGAAGAAGAAGAAGAAGAAGAAGAAAAAAUGGCGCAUUCUCGACAACCGAACAAAGCUGCCGUCACGCUCUCCAACAAGAGCAACAACAAUGGGACCUUCUCCUCCAGUAAGACCCUAUACGACGACGUUUACGGUGGUCCUCCGAAGUUCGGCGUUUCAACCCUCUCCCCUCGUUUCGAAGACUACCGUGAGAUUUUCGGAAGCUUCCACACCGCACGUGCCUCCUCCAUUCCGCUGCUUGAUCUUCCCGCCGUCCAUGACGCCGAGGCCUUCUUCGAUCCCCGAAGCCACUCUUUCAACUACACCGAAGUUUUCGGUGCGUUGGAUUUUGAGCUUCCGUCCGACAACUUGUUUCACCGCCACACUGCUCUCGACGCUGCCUCCUCCGAAGAAUCCUGGAGUCCUGAAGAAACUGAUUCGUUUUCUGAAGAGUUAGAUCAAUCUGCAAUUAAUCAAAGCAUUUUGAAUGGAAGUAUUUUCCACUCUGUUGAUGGUAAUGUGGGGUCGAACAUUUUGUAUCAUAAUAAGGUCGAUGGUACAAGCAAUGAACAUAUGUCAAAGGGGAAAAAUCACUUGAGUCAGCUGCAUGCUGCUCCUGGUUUCGGAAGAGUGUACGAUGAAACUACGCAAUUGCAUCAAACCAAUUCCUCCUAUCAAGUUGCUGAUGAUAUUGAUCUUGAUAUGGAAUUUAGUGCAGAGAAUGUGAAGGGAAACCACCCAAGGGCAACAACAGUGGCACAUCUGGGCAAUUUUACCUUUGGGGAGCAGACUUUUGACAGCGAUCUAAAUCUUCAAAAUGGAGGAAGCAAAAAGGAUUCUCAUUCCGGUGAGAUGUUCAUAACUGUGUCUGACAUAAACCUCAGAAGUAUGCCCUCUCAAGUGCCUCCCCCAUCUCGUCCACCUCCUGUAGUGGAUGCAAAAAAGGACAUGUGUGGACUUCAUUCAAACAGCAGGGUGGUUGCUUCCGAAGAGACAUCCGGUGCUGUUUCACCACCUUUCUUUGAUGCGGAGGAUCAUAUGAAUUCGUCCGUUACAGCUUCUGCUGAUGCUAUGAAUGAAGCAAUGCUUAUAGCAGAAGAAAAACUUAGGAGUACCAAAGAAUUAAAAGGGAGAAAGAAAUGGAAUCGUGAAACCUAUUUGAAAUCAAAUUAUGAUGCAAAAGUUAAUGAAGCAAAGAUGUGUAAGGAUAUCACUAGAUUAAGUAGCUUGAAUGAUGAGACAGCGCUGGGAAGUUAUGACUGGAGACAUUCAAAGGCAAAAUUAUAUGCCACAGAUGACAGGCAGGAACUUAAGAAAGCUUCCCCAGAAACUACGGACAAUUUAGAAGGGAAAAGAGCUGUAAACAUGUUCGAGGAAAAGAACAAGAUGGAAUCCCGGUCAUCUCUAGAAUCCGAUAGAAGCACAGAAGUUGGAACAUGGAAAGAUGAAUCUGAAUUUUUUGAAUUGGUGGGAAUGAAAGAAUCUGAAAUGGUAACUCAAACUGCAAAGCAGAGUAAGAAUUUGAUGCAAGGUAUUGGAGCCCAAAAACAUGGUCAGAAGGAAAGAGAGGCAUCUAAUGUGCAAGAAAAGCAUAAACAAGUAAAAGCAACUGAAGAAAAUUUCCAGGUGGAGGAGUACGAGAAAAAGUAUAAAGCAACAAAAGAGGCUCGUGAACAUGAUGAAAACAUUAUGAAACCUGAAGCAUCUAAUGGGAAACAGAGGCAAAGAGAGCACAUAGAAAGGGAAAAAAUGGCCAAAGUAUUUGAGGAGGAAGAAAAUGAGAAGAGUAUAAAAAUAGCCCACCAGCAUGGAAAAAGUGAAAAGAAAGUAACUGAAGCUGACCAAUCCGCAAUCAUGGAAGACGUGUGUGAGAUGGGAAACAGAGAGCAUAAACAAGCAGAAAUCCAGAAAUCCAUAGAAGUGGAUAGACAAACAGCAAAUGACAUUCAGCAGGCCACGGGGCUUAGGGAAAAUCAGAAGAAACUAAGGGAGGUUGAAAAGCAACAACAGAACGUGAAUAGGCACAAGCAUUCUGAGAAAAUGGAGGAAAAUAGAAAAACACAAAGCGAAGCUUUUGCUAUAGGACAAACUGACCAGGAGGAAAAACUGAAAGGUUCUGGGAAGCUGGAAGAUAUUGUUGAAAGAUCAAAUGCGGCUGUGGAAUCUGAUUACACUGAGGAAACAGAGGUCUGCAAAAGUGAAAAUCAAAUGAAAUUGAAACUAGGUAAACGGAUUCAGAUGAACAAGGGACUGAAAGAAGCUCGUGAAAGAGUAGAAAUUGAGAAAAGCCUCAAAAGUUCUUUUGAAAAUGAAGAAAGUGAUGGAGGCGUAUUACCUGCCUUCAGGUGGGAUGAGAACGGAAAGAAGCUUAAGGAAGACAUUGAACUGGAAGUAAAAGAGAUAAGACUGAAAGAGGCUUCUGAGCAGAGGGAAAAUAAGGCAUAUGAAAAAGAUCAAAGUACAAAGAAAUUUGAAGAUUUUUAUGAUGGGGAUGGAGAAGGAAAUAUACCUCCAAAAUCAGGAGACGGUAAAGGGAUUCAGAAAGUUAUGAAUCAAACUCCAGUGCAAGAACAGAUUAAUAGGAUGCUGAGUGAGGAUCAAAAGAAAAAAGUCACUGAGAGCACAUCAAGCCAAACAUUUGCCUCGGAAGGGAAUGUAGCUGUAUCAAACGAGAAUAGACACCUGGAGCAAUCUGAGAAUAUGAACAAAGAUGGUGAAAUGGAGAAAUGUAAGGGACUGAACAAGGAUUUGGAUGACAAGGAAAGGAAAGACGGGGGAAAGAUGAAGAAUGCUGAAGUAACUGAUGAGACAUGGGAAAUUGAGAGUGGCGAAGAUCUAUCUACUCAAUCAGCCUCCAUGCAUGAAGCAUUUAUUAGGAAACCGAAGGUAUCUAAAGAUUAUGUUGCAAAGAUGAGAACUGAAUGCAAAGUUGGAGAAAAGCAAUUGAAAGGGGUAGGGAUGGAAAAUCAACUGGAUAAUGAAAAGUUCAGUGCGCCUGAACAAAUGACUGCAGGAGAUGCAGAGCAUUCAAAAACCCAGUCAGAGAAGGAGGAAGACACAGUGACAAAGGUUGAUUGCAGAAGGAGCACAGAAGCAGCUGAACCUAUUGUUCAGGAGACUGUAAAUGCUCAGAAAACUGCCCAGUUGUUUCAUAUUGGUCAAUCCACAGAAAGCAAAACUAAGAGUAUUAAUGAAAAAUCUGCAAUAAUUAAAGAUACUGAAAGGAUGAAAAGAGAAAGAGAGUCGGAAAAGGAUCAUCUUAGAAAGAUGGAAGAGGAGGCUGAGAGAGAAAGGGAAAGGGAAAAGGAUAGGAUGGCUGUUGGGUACAAAGCAUUGGCUGAGGCCAGGGAAAGACUUGAGAAGGCAUGUGCUGAGGCCAGGGACAAGUCAUACAUUGAUAAAGAAACUACAGAGGCAAGAUUGAAAGCAGAACGUGCUGCUGUAGAAAGAGCAACUGCAGAGGCUCAAGACCGAGCCCUGGAAAAGUUAAAGAGUGAAAGGACUGCGUUUGAGUCCAGAGAACGGUUAGAGAGAUCUGUAUCUGACAACUUUUGUGGAAGACAAGACUCUUCGUCCUCAGAUAUGCUGGAUCCACAGUUUCAGAACUCUAGCUCCUCAACGGUUUCCAGACAUCCAUAUUCUCUUUAUGGUGCUGCCUCUUUUUCUGAGAGAUCAGAAAGAGAAGGUGAAUCACCUCAGAGGUGUAGAGCUAGACUGGAGAGGCAUCGCCGAACAGCUGAGCGUGCAGCAAAAGCUUUGGCAGAAAAGAACAUGCGUGACCUUCUAGCUCAGAAGGAGCAAGCUGAGAGAAAUAGACUAUCAGAGACUCUGGAUGCUGAAGUAAGGAGGUGGUCAGGUGGAAAAGAAGGAAACUUGCGGGCCUUACUUUCUACAUUGCAAUAUAUCCUUUGGCCUGAUUCUGGGUGGCAGUCAAUCCCAUUGACGGAGGUCAUUACUUCUGCUGCUGUGAAGAAAGCUUACAGGAAGGCCACCCUGUGUGUUCAUCCUGACAAAUUACAGCAACGUGGAGCUAGUAUUCAACAGAAAUACAUAUGCGAAAAAGUUUUUGAUCUUUUGAAGGAAGCUUGGAAUAAAUUCAACUCAGAGGAGCGGUAACAUACCUGUCAGUCCAGGUCUGGUUUUUCUCUCUCCCUUUCUCUUGCAAUUGUGUAUAGAAGUCUCACCUUUGCCGGAAGGCACGCAGUCCAAGCUUCCAAAGCCUUUUAUAAUUAUUUUGUCAAAGUAUAUGUUCUGUUGUAAUAGUCUCAUCAAAAGUAAAUAGAUACAUAAAUUAUAAAGCUGUAGAAGCUAAAUUGGGAAUUUGUAUGAGCAAAAUUUUUGUUAUAAUAACUUAUUAAUAAAUUUCAAGAAAAAAAGUACCAAGUAAGAAAGUGGAAAAAAUGGAUUGGAGGUUAUCGAAGCCUAUAUUUAACAAGAUUGCCUACUUACCCUAGUUUAGUGGUGCAACAU
Molecule: messenger RNA, 4579 nt
Organism: Vigna unguiculata (cowpea)
Lineage: Eukaryota; Viridiplantae; Streptophyta; Magnoliopsida; Fabales; Fabaceae
Biological process (GO): clathrin-dependent endocytosis; clathrin coat disassembly
Cellular component (GO): cytoplasm; vesicle; intracellular membrane-bounded organelle
Molecular function (GO): clathrin binding
Source: RefSeq, a predicted model, not a curated record